Messenger RNA from Lasiosphaeria miniovina, 1774 nucleotides. RefSeq lists its product as uncharacterized. Bases 340 to 1299 code for a protein of 319 amino acids. NCBI's taxonomy places the organism in Eukaryota, Fungi, Ascomycota, Sordariomycetes, Sordariales, Lasiosphaeriaceae. The transcript has a single exon. The record is from RefSeq and is a predicted model, not a curated record.
GUAAGCCCGAAGUGUGGUGAACUCGAGCCGUCUGCAGAAAACGGCGAUCGCUUUCUCCAAUCUCACACAUGCAAGUCUCGCUGUUGUGACUCACAUGAGUAAACGAAAGGUAUUGAAGCUCCCAUAAGAACCGCCUUCUGUGAAAGUUCCGGAGAACAUUAGAACCAAAUACCAGUAUUUCGUUCCGAUCAUCAACACACUUUUCCCCUUUUUUAAAUGUGUAUCGAAGGUGUGACUCAGGGACAACACCACAAACGAACUCAUCACAAAUCCUUGAACAACACACAUCUAAUAGUGCAAGGAGAAGGAUAAAAUAAAAUAAAAACAUAAAACAGAACCAUGCCAUCCCCCACAGACACCCAGGCCCCCGUCCCUGCCCCCGUCCUUGCCCCCGUCCCUGUCCUCCCCCUCUCCGCCGCAUCCAAAAUCGCCUCGUACGCGAUCCAGCCGGCGUCCGGCGCAAGCCAACUGAGCCAGCGCAUCGAGCUCAGCCAAGCCACGCACCGCAUCCGUUUGGUUAACGCCUGGGGCAGCAGCAGCAGCACCACACUUGGGCCCGGCACGCGCGUCCUUGAACUCGGGUGCGGGCAGGGCACAUGCACGCAGGCACUGGCGGAAGCCGUAGGGCCCGGCGGACACGUCGACGCGGCGGACCCGGCGCCGCCGGACUACGGGCGGCCGUUCACGCUCGCGCAGGCGCAGGCGCACCUGUCGGCGGGGCCGGUCGGCGGGCGCAUCGCGUGGCACCGGGCGGAUCCGGUAUCUUUUCUCAGUGACACGGAGAAGACGUGGGACGUGGCGGUGCUGGCGCACUGCGUGUGGUACUUCCGCGACGGGGGGGAAGCGGAGCUGGGGCGCAUCCUGUCGGCGCUCAGGGGGCGCGUCGCGCGCGUGCUCGUCGCCGAGUACGCGCUCCGGGCCACGGAGCCAGCGGCGGCCGCGCACGUGCUGGCGGCGCUGGCGCGCGCGACGCUCGAGGCGCACCGCGGCGACAGCACGGAGAAUAUUCAGUCCGUGGUGAGCCCGGCGGGGAUCAAGGCGGUCGCGGCGGGCGCCGGGUGGACGGUUGAGAGUGAAAGUGUGGUUGUGCCGGACGCGGCGCUGUCGGAUGGGUUCUGGGAGACGGCGACAGUGACGGCGCAGGACUUUGUCGACGAGGUGGAGGAGGCGGUUGGUGAUGAAAGGGUGAAGAGUUUGCUGAGGUCGGCAAGGGAUGCCACGGUUGCUGCGGCGGAGGCGAAUGGUGGCGUUAAGAAGGUCAGGACGAUGGACGUUUGGGUUGCUUCCCUGACUUGUUGAGGACUCAAUAGUGUCGCUGUUUCAAGUUUGAGUUGUGCAAUGUCGAUUAUUGAGAAGUGAUAAUACGCCUUUCUAUUCUUUACUUUAGUCGGGCAUUUCUUUUCUUUUCUUUUCUUUGGAAGACAGCAGUGUUGAAGUAAACUGUCGGUCAAUGAACAUGCUGCAGACGAAGCGUCUUGAAGUCUCCCCAAGAUUAAUGCAACUCAAGAUACCAUGCAACGGUAAAGUGGUAAAUGGGUAUUGUGUUCUAUUGAAAAUAUGCAUAAAUCCGUCCGAAAUCCUCAAGGCUACAAGGCCGUAGCUAGGCCUAUCCCAAGCAUACACCCCUUACGCGGCGAAGCCAGACCAUACCGGGCCACCCGGGCAGGUAUAGGUUGUAGCUUUGCUCGAGUAGAUAUCGAUCUGUCAUGAAUUAGCCUCGGCACUGAUAAUAGAUAGUAUUCGGAACUCACGGUGAUGCCGGGGUCGCUCUGCG